Molecule: messenger RNA, 944 nt
Organism: Cyprinodon variegatus (sheepshead minnow)
Lineage: Eukaryota; Metazoa; Chordata; Actinopteri; Cyprinodontiformes; Cyprinodontidae
Gene: eef1b2
Product: eukaryotic translation elongation factor 1 beta 2
Exons: 7
Coding region: 16-921 (301 amino acids)
Biological process (GO): translational elongation
Cellular component (GO): cytosol; eukaryotic translation elongation factor 1 complex
Molecular function (GO): guanyl-nucleotide exchange factor activity; translation elongation factor activity
Source: RefSeq, a predicted model, not a curated record
CUGGUCUGAUCCAAGAUGGCCGCCCUCUGGGCACGUCGGCCAUUGUCCAAUAUGACGUCUGGGGCCCAGAGUCUAGGCAGACCCUGCAGGUCUCCUCGAGGAAGAGCAGGAGGAGGAGGAGGAAGAGCAGGAGGAGGAGGAAGAGGAGGAGUCAGUGAGGCCUAUAAAUCCUCCUCCCUCCUCCGCCUCCUUCCCUCUUCCUCCCGCGGCUCCUUCUGUCUCCUUCUCCGGUUCUUCGGCUCCGCCAUGGGCUUCGGUGACCUGAAAUCAGCCUCCGGCCUCAAGGUCCUCAAUGACUUCCUGUCGGAGCGCAGCUACAUCGAAGGGUUCGUCCCCUCCCAGGCAGAUGUGGCGGUCUUUGAGGUUCUGUCGGCGGCGCCCCCUGCGGACCUGAACCACGCCCUGCGCUGGUACAACCACAUCCGGUCCUACCAGAACCAGAAGACCAGCCUCCCAGGUGUGAAGAAGCCUCUGGGUCAGUACGGCCCCCCCGGCGUGGCUGACACCACCUCAGGCUCCGCCUCUAAGGACGACGAUGACGACGACAUCGACCUGUUUGGUUCCGACGAGGAGGAGGACGCCGAGGCCGCCAAGCUGAAGGAGCAGCGCCUGGCCGAGUACGCCGCCAAGAAGGCCAAGAAGCCCGCCCUCAUCGCCAAGUCUUCGCUCCUAUUGGACGUCAAGCCCUGGGACGACGAGACGGACAUGGCCAAGCUAGAGGAGUGCGUCCGCAGCAUUGAGAUGGACGGGCUGGUCUGGGGACAGUCCAAACUGGUCCCAGUGGGCUACGGCAUCAAGAAGCUUCAGAUCAGCUGCGUGGUUGAAGAUGAAAAGGUGGGCACAGACAUCCUGGAGGAGAAGAUCACGGCGUUCGAGGACCACGUCCAGUCCAUGGAUGUAGCGGCGUUCAAUAAGAUCUGAUUUAAUAAAGGAAAACAGAAAAA